AUGGCGGCAUCACUCAUAAAAAUAGGACCAGCUGGUCGAACUUCAAACAAUGUCUGGGAUGAUAGUGGGCGUACAAAAAUUACUGCCAUAUAUUUGUCAUAUAGUUACUACGGUAUAAGAUCGCUGCAGUUUCAAUACGAUGAAGCUGGAAUUUCAGUGAUCUCCCCAAAUUGCUUUGGGUCGCAUAGUGGACCAAAAUUUACAACGGUUGCAUUCGAAACUAACGAGUACGUCACGGGAAUAAGUGGUAUCUACCACAAUUCUGAUGGGUUAACUUCACUCUCAAUUCAAACCAACCGAAGAACUUUAGGACCUUUUGGAAACUCAACGGAACAUUGGUUUACUACCAGAUUUAGCUAUCAGUUUGGUCCAACCAACCGAUUUGGUGGAUUUUAUGGCAGCUUCUUAUUGGGAUAUUAUGUGUUGUAA
Molecule: messenger RNA, 429 nt
Organism: Spinacia oleracea (spinach)
Lineage: Eukaryota; Viridiplantae; Streptophyta; Magnoliopsida; Caryophyllales; Amaranthaceae
Product: jacalin-related lectin 3-like
Exons: 2
Coding region: 1-429 (142 amino acids)
Source: RefSeq, a predicted model, not a curated record